Messenger RNA from Haliotis rufescens (red abalone), 1688 nucleotides. Its product is annotated as MAD2L1-binding protein-like. Bases 55 to 1005 code for a protein of 316 amino acids. NCBI's taxonomy places the organism in Eukaryota, Metazoa, Mollusca, Gastropoda, Lepetellida, Haliotidae. The record is from RefSeq and is a predicted model, not a curated record. Gene Ontology annotation, biological process: regulation of exit from mitosis. Gene Ontology annotation, cellular component: nucleus. The transcript is spliced from 2 exons.
GUUCAGAAACUACGACGCAAAAUAGACAAUAUACCAGUGGUAUCUGGAGCCAUCAUGGCGGGUAUUGUAAACAGAAAAAAAUACGAGGAUCAAAUUAAAUCUUGUGAUAUUAUUUUUGAUGCCGGCGUACAUUCAAAUGUCAGGGCCGUUAUUGCCAAUGAACUUUUUAAGUAUUUUAUGUACGAAAGACAACAGAUACCAAUGCCGUUCGAUCAUUUGAAGAAAGAAGCACUUGACAAGUCGAAUACUACCACUACCAGCCUCCAGGAAACAACUGUUCUGUCUACUGUGAGACAGAAGAGGAAAUGUUUCUAUGGCAGCAUGGAGGACAAGAAGAAGACGAGUCUUAUAUCCUGUGUGAUGGAGAUGAUGCAAAGGGUGGAAGCUGCUUUUGUCACAUGCCCAGAAGUCAAACAGGUGCUCAUCACCAUGGGCGGCACCGUCGUCAGUCCCAGAGAAUCGUUUCUCAUCAACCUGCCCCCUUUGUCCCCAGAGGCUGACCUAGUCUCUCUCAGGUCCAGUGUGAAGUCUCUCUUCCGUCAGCUCAUCACCCACGACUUGCUGGGAGGAGUCAAACCCAUCUCACCGACAAACAUGGCUGUGCUGUUGUAUGCACCCAGAGAUAGCGGCAUACAGUGGUUUGUGCCCAAGCCCACGUUUAAACGACCCAUCAGAGGUCGACAGUUUGAGUACAACAUAAAAUGUAGACACCAUCACGUGGGUUCUCAUGACCUGUCAUGUGAUGUGAGCGAAGUUGAGAUAUCAGGAAUUGAGCCCCUGGACUCAUCAGUGCUGUCUGAUGCUGACAUGAACGACUGUGUUCUGAACAACUGUCUCAGUGCAUCUAACCCAGACUAUGCCUUAUGCAGCGGAGAUGGUCAAAUGGAGACAUGUAGGUCUUCUGAGACAGUUGUUUCCCCUACACCCGAGCUGGACACGAUAUGGUUCCAGGCCCCUGUGCUGGUGAAGGGUUAUAAGGACAAGCCAAGGAAUAUGUUGCCCUGAAGACCUGUGCUGGUGAAGGGUUUUGAAGGACAAGCCAAGGAAUAUGUUGCCCUGAAGACCUGUGCUGGUGAAGGGUUUUGAAGGACAAGCCAAGGAAUAUGUUGCCCUGAUGACCUGUGCUGGUGAAGGGUUAUAAGGACAAGCCAAGGAAUAUGUUGCCCUGAUGACCUGUGCUGGUGAAGGGUUAUAAGGACAAGCCAAGGAAUAUGUUGCCCUGAUGACCUGUGCUGGUGAAGGGUUUUGAAGGACAAGCCAAGGAAUAUGUUGCCCUGAAGACCUGUGCUGAUGAAGGGUUUUGAAGGACAAGCCAAGGAAUAUGUUGCCCUGAUGACCUGUGCUGGCUAAAGGUUGUGAAGGACAAGCCUAGGAAGUUGUUGCUCAGGAUGAUCUUUUCACUUCUUAUCAUGUCUUUUAGAAAUUUGUUUUUAAAAAAAUCUAUAAAUUUUAUUCACUUGUAUAGAAUCUAGAUUUUGUACAUCAUGAAUUGAAAAAAACAGAUGCUAUAAUUACUAUUGUGUAGAUGUCAAAGUAUUGCAUGUUUCAGUGAUCCAACUUGUUAUAUAUGUAUGUAUUUAUGAUGUGGAUCACCCUGGAACUCAAAGGGAAAGUAUGUCAUGUAUUACCACAUGAGAAUGUCAAUAAAAGUGCUCGUGUAAACACAUGUCAGGACAUGAACAUGACAA